Apiotrichum porosum is the source of this 2388-nucleotide messenger RNA. RefSeq lists its product as uncharacterized. Bases 1 to 2388 code for a protein of 795 amino acids. The record is from RefSeq and is a predicted model, not a curated record. Gene Ontology annotation, biological process: regulation of transcription by RNA polymerase II. The transcript has a single exon. NCBI's taxonomy places the organism in Eukaryota, Fungi, Basidiomycota, Tremellomycetes, Trichosporonales, Trichosporonaceae. Gene Ontology annotation, molecular function: DNA-binding transcription factor activity; RNA polymerase II cis-regulatory region sequence-specific DNA binding.
AUGGCCAUGCUCUCUUCUGGAGAACCAGACGUCAUUGACGUGGACGACUUUAUCAAGGCGUUCACCAACGGCGUCAAUGACUCGCCGGCCCGUCCACCACUGGGCGACAUGGGUGUCCAGUUUGCCAACCAUCAGGCAAACUACAAGCAGCAGCAGUAUGGCGACAACUCGUCGCCAUUCGAGCAAACCUUUGGCCUCACAGACAUUCAUGGCCACAACUCGACAGAGUGGUUCACCAACAUGGACCACAUUGGCAUCGAGUCUGUUCUCGGUGUCUCCACGCCAUCGUCUCGCGGUUCCUCCCUCGAGACUCCCAACAUCCCCCAGCCAGGCUUUGUCGGUUCCAUCGACCCAUCACGCCUGAAGGAGGCGUCACGCUCAUAUGACGGCACCAACGAUAUGACUUCCCCUGCAUGGCAUGUCAACCAACAACUGCCCCCUCAGCAGUGCAAUGGCCAGCUGGCCGCAGCGGACAACCACAAUAACAACAGCCUGUCCGGAGAUCCCCACCACCACCAGCACCACCAGCAUCAGCAACAUGCGGUGCCGAUGAUGCAGGUCCACAAGCAGCAGCCGUCGGCGUCGUUUACCCUCGAACGCAAGCCAAGUGGUCCCGAGCAACCUGCCCCUCUGGGCAAGCGCAAACGCCAGGGCUCCCUUCCAGACAUUUUCAUUCCAAUCCCCCAGUCGCAGCCUCGUGUCCUGCAGCGGUCUGUGUCGACUGGUGCUACCAUGGCGUUUAACGGCGUCGCAGCCGCCGCCGACCCCACCUCCCCCUUCCUCAGCAACACGACCUCGCCCGGUCCCAUGUCGGCGCCGCCUCUCGCACAGCACCCGCAGUCAUUUGCGCCUUCGGCGUACCAAGCACCUGUCAACAACGUCGCUGCCCCAGCUAACGGUGCUGCUACUCCGGGCACCGGGUCUGGAGUUACUCCUGCCGCUCUCUCCAAAGCACAGCAUGGCCAUGGGCACGCGCGUGCAUUCUCCUACUCUGCGCUCGCGACAAUUCCCGAGGCACCUUCCUCAGCUCCCGCCGAAUGGACGCCAAUGGGCCAACAGCAAGCGCUUGGCCUCCGGUACACCAACGCUUCCGACAUGUCGACAUACCAGGUCCCCCAGCCGCCGGCAACUCCUUCCCUGCCCUCCACUUCGCCCAUGAUCCACAGUGCACCCAUGCCACCAGCUGUUCAACGCCAAAGUGCCCCCCGCUCCCUGCCUCUCGCCCGUCCCAACUCUUGCCCAGGCACCCAGCCGGCCACUGCUAUCCCCACACACAUGUCCCAACAACAACCGCUGCAGCAGCAGCAGCAACAAGUGCUGAGCUACUCACCUACCAUCCCGCACCAGCAGCUCGCACCUCAACAGUACCCGCAGCACCAGCAGCAAGGGAUGUCGCCGCAAAUGACACACAACCAGUUCUCACCUCAGCUGCAGCACAUGAGUGGCGCUGUUGGUAUUGGCCGCCCGCUGCUCCCUCCUUCCUCCGCUCACAUUCGCCGCUCAAGUGACUCGGAGCUGGCAUUUGCCUCGGGCUACCCAAACAAUGUUGGCGCGAUGCUGCGUUCCACCUCGGUGCCACAGGCGCCUGGCCAAGCACUUGGUCGCCCAGGCCCGGUCUACGGCACUGCAGCAAUCCCACCGCCUCCGCCAGUCGCCACCUACACCUCGUUCCAGUACGUGCCAUUCGAACCUGGCCAUCUUGGUUACGGUCAGCCUGGUGGUGGCUCGAAAUCGCCUCCCCGCAAGCGUGUGACCAGCAAGCGUGUUGGCACCUGCCUCAAACCUGGACCCAAAGGCAAGGUCAAGCCCAAGGUCGACAGCGACGCGCACCCAGCCCCGCCUCCGAUGCCAAUCAACUUUGACGAUGAGCCUUUGGUUGAGAUUGGGCAAGGUCUCCUGCCCGUCUCGAUCGAAGAGUUCCAGGCUGCGUUUACGAUCACGCCUCAGCGCUCCUUGAUCCCCAACCCGGCCCUCGAGCUCUUGACCGACCGCCUGAUGUACGCCACACCCGAGCCCGUCGUCGACGCUUGCUUCAGGUGGUGUUACCAGAUCGGCAGCGAGUUUAACAAGGCAGCCGAGAAGCAGUCCAAGUUCUUCCGAUGCUGCUUUGACGAGUGUGCUGGUUCGUCGGGACGCAUCUUCAUGCGCAAGUCGGCCGUCGACUCGCACGUCCGCACCCACGUCGGUUACCGUCCCUUCAAGUGCGAGGCCGACCCAGAAUGCGACGCCCGCUUUGUGCGCAAGCACGAUCGCGACCGUCACGUCGCCACCACCCACCGCAACGAAAAGAGCUUCCUGUGCGGCGACUGUGGACAAAACUUUGCCCGCAGCGACGCUCUUCUCCGCCACCGUGCCAAGCGCGAUGCCUGCAAGGCGCGUAUCGGCUAA